Messenger RNA from Brassica rapa (field mustard), 1075 nucleotides. RefSeq lists its product as uncharacterized. Lineage: Eukaryota; Viridiplantae; Streptophyta; Magnoliopsida; Brassicales; Brassicaceae. The record is from RefSeq and is a predicted model, not a curated record.
UAUAAAGAAGAUUCAAUAAGAUUCUAUCCCAAUCCUAACAAACCUAGUUGCUUGCUUGUUGUCUUUUUCCCUAUUUUGUGAAAAAUUAAACCAAAAAAAAAAGAAGAGGAAAAGGUUGGAGAAGACGAAGACGAAUCAUUCAAUCAAUCAAUAGGCUUUCUCUUCUAGAGCUUCUCCACGCAAAAACUCCCACAAUGGAAAUAGAGGUAUCUAGCUCGACUCGUUUAGAUAGUAUUCGUGUCCAACGCAAGACGUUGCAGAACUUGCUCCAGGAUUGCCAAAGAGCUCUCCAGCUUCUAAAUCUCUCCGAUAGCGACCGCGUUGGCCAACAUAGUGACUCACCGGAUAGGGAAGAAGAGCUGUCUUCUUCCGAAUCAAGAGAUCCUGAAACCGAUAAAUUGUAUGAGCUCAUCAAGUCUAGAGUUGAAUGCCAUGACUUUCGAGAUAGGUUAGAGUUAGCCCAAGCUUCACUUCUCCUCCAAGACCUUCCUGCUGAUGGUAGCUCUUGGGAUGUAGUUAGUGAAGAUGAUAUAUUAUGGGGUGACAAAAGUAUGGAAGAUGAUUAUGUGGUCGUUAGGGAAGAAGAUGUAGCAGAUGGUAUUGCUUGUUUCAUGGUUACUUAUUUAUCUUCCCUUGAGCAGACUAAGGAUAUUUCACCUGAUCAGCUUCAGAAAGCACUUAGCACCAUGUUUUCUGUGAAGAAGAGAAAGGGGAAACUUCGUAAAGCAUGGGAAGGUAGUAAAGUUAUUUACAAUGUUGCUUCAUGGAGCGCCACUGCUAUAGGGAUAUAUCAAAACCCGAUGAUCCUGAGUAUUGCAUCUAAAGCCUUCUGGGUGUCUUGCAAGGCUAUAUCAAAGCUUGUCUGAAUUGAAUAACACAUCUAACUCACAGGGUGGGGCUCAUAAGUUACAACAAUGUUUCUAUAUCAUUUAAUUUUAUAUCUGUACAGAAUGCCGUUGGUGUAUCCUUCUUCUCUAUUAUAGUUAUCCACAAACAUGCAAUGUUAAAGAUUAGUUCACAUUCUGAAAUAAUCUGUAUUUCAAAAACAAGUGCACAACUGUUUUAUUCUUUUUUC